AUGGGUUCCACCGAACCCCUGCACAGCACCUCGACUGCCAUCUCCACGGUGGUCGCCACCUCCACCUCUUCUAUCAACGUCGUCAAUGUCAAGAUGCACAUUCCGAUCAUGCUCGACUUUGUCAUCUCCAACUACUCUAAGUGGAGUCAAUUCUUCACGAUGAUGUGUGGCAAAUUCGAUCUCUUUCACCACAUCGACAGCACUAUCGCUUCGCGCCCCGACGAUCCAGCAUGGGUUCAAGCCGAUUAUGCCAUCGUCUUCUGGCUUUUCGGCUCCGUCUCCAACGAUGUUCUUAAUGUCACCAUGGAGCCUGACCAACGUGCCCAUGAUCUCUGGCUUGUGAUCAAGGGAAACUUCCGCAACAACAAAGAGCCCCGAGCAAUCUACCUCUCCGCCCAAUUUCACUCUCUCAUCCAGGUCGACAUGAUGGUGACUUCCUACAGUCAACGCAUGAAGCAACUCGCCGAUGCUCUGCGCGACCUCGACCACCUCGUCUUUGAUCCUUAUCUCGUCCUCAAUCAGCUGUGUGGUCUAGCUCCAUGUCUCAGCCAUCAGGCCGACCUCACCACCAGGAAAGACCCCUUCCCGUCCUUCGCCUCGGCACGUAACGCCCUUCUUUUGGCUGAGAUGCAUGCCUCACAUGCUGCUGGCGCCGCUGCCGGGACCACCCUCAUCGCCUCAUCCCUGACCCCCGCUUUCGGUGCGGGUGGGUGCCAAGGCACAGCUUGCGCCAAUGCCCCUUCCUCCAGCAAGCAGCUCGGUGGCAAGAACCGUGGAUGUGGCAAGUAG
Messenger RNA from Phragmites australis (common reed), 789 nucleotides. RefSeq lists its product as uncharacterized. NCBI's taxonomy places the organism in Eukaryota, Viridiplantae, Streptophyta, Magnoliopsida, Poales, Poaceae. The record is from RefSeq and is a predicted model, not a curated record. The transcript has a single exon. The coding region runs from base 1 to 789 and encodes 262 amino acids.